Parnassius mnemosyne (clouded apollo) is the source of this 1374-nucleotide messenger RNA. NCBI's taxonomy places the organism in Eukaryota, Metazoa, Arthropoda, Insecta, Lepidoptera, Papilionidae. The record is from the annotation of a GenBank genome assembly.
AUGGUCGAUGUCAAUUUAAACCACUCACAAAAGAAUUCAUUGUUAUCUGAAGAUUUCAAUAAAAAUGUUACAAGUGCAGAAAAUGUUUCUUCUCAUCCUGUGAUCUGUAAAAAUGAAAAAAAUAUAGAAACACAUAACAAUGAAAUUUAUGAAGACAAAGGCGUGGAUAGUUUAAAAUAUUUGGAAGUGAAUAUAAACAGCGAGCAAGUUAAUAAAGAAAAAGGCCUGAAUAAAAAUGAAUAUAAUAAUAAUAAUAGCACUAACGAUGAUAGUAAUAAUAAUAGUACUAACGAUAAUAACAAUAGUAACGAUAUUAAUUCACCUACAAUUUCAGACACAUUCAAAUAUGAGUCGCUAUGUAACCCCUGUGACAAUGACAUCAAUGGAUGUGUUGAUACCGACGUUUGGAAUCAAAAUUGUAACAACAUUCCGUGUCCUGGAUUGAACAGUUCUGUUUUGAGCGAAUAUUUUACUACUUUACCUCUAUCCUAUAAUGUACAAAAUAACAUAAUGCCAGUUUUAUUUGACGGUUUUGAAUGUGAGAAAGAUAAGGACGGAGACAUUGAAGACAACAAACUAAAGGACGAUAAUGUGGACAACGAUACAAAGGAAGUUAUUUGUAACGUAAGAAGUACUGGGCAUUGUACAAAAUCAUUCGAAUGUGUUGAAAAUAGUUAUUUAAACAGUUUUAUAGAAUUUAUUGAGGAAUUGAAAAAUGUAAAUAAAGAAGCUGACGAAAUAGCUUCAGUUAGUUCAAUUUCAGAACACUGCAGCGGGUAUCAAUCGUCUGAUUUUGAAUUUAUAGAUGAAGACGAAGCCAAAGAAGCGAUGUUUGUUACUAAAAGAAUAUCAAGUAUAGAAACACUGAAAGAAAACAUCAAUUUCGAUUUUAAAUUCAACGACGAAUGCGAAGCUAAAAUGAAGGUAUGCGUCACUAAGGAAAUUCCCACAGUGGAAAACAGAGAAGAAACCAAUAGCUUUAACCCUGAUGCUCAAAAUGCGAUUUCUUUUAACUACUUGCAAGCCUCCAGCUCGAGGAGUGUCAUGUACAAUAGAAAUACUAUUUAUAAUACUGAUUAUCAAAGAAACAUUAAUUACCAACAAAACCACGUUAUACCUGAAGGUGACGAUUUCUUAAAUCUUUUUCAAGGAGCACAUGUACCAAGUUUCGAAUCACGUUUCUUUGAAAACAAGUCCAUAUUCGCCAGAAAUCCAACGUCCUCCAUAAAACAUAUAGGUUUCGACAUAAGACUGUUGCUUGAAGGAAAUAAACAGUAUAUAUCUGAAAAUGAUGUCAGAGAAGCGAAGGAAACUGAAAAUAAAAUAUUAUCCUUGUAUCCUGAAGAAAACAGAGACUAUCACCGAAAGAUAUAG